Arabidopsis lyrata subsp. lyrata is the source of this 2368-nucleotide messenger RNA. Its product is annotated as glucosidase 2 subunit beta. Gene Ontology annotation, cellular component: glucosidase II complex. The record is from RefSeq and is a predicted model, not a curated record. Gene Ontology annotation, biological process: N-glycan processing. The coding region runs from base 114 to 2075 and encodes 653 amino acids. The transcript is spliced from 16 exons. Lineage: Eukaryota; Viridiplantae; Streptophyta; Magnoliopsida; Brassicales; Brassicaceae.
GUGUCGUUUAAUCAAAUCUGCCAAACUUUUGUCUCUCAGACACUGCACUUGAUUUUCCUCGUGGCCAAAUCUUUUGAUUCUCCGUUCAUUCUCCGGUUCCGAUCUCGAAGAAGAUGAGAGUAGUGGUAAUAUCAUUCUUGGUCUCCGUCUCUUUGCAACUAUCCUUUCUUCUUCUCCUUGCUUCUGCUAUUAGAUCAACCUCCUCUCCACCUAACGAUCCGUUUCUCGGCAUUUCUCCUCAAGAUGAGAAGUAUUACAAGUCAUCUUCAGAGAUAAAGUGUAAGGAUGGAUCAAAGAAAUUCACGAAAGCUCAACUUAAUGAUGAUUUCUGUGAUUGUCCUGAUGGAACUGACGAGCCAGGUACCUCAGCUUGUCCAAAUGGAAAAUUCUAUUGUCGUAACGCAGGCCACUCUUCGUUGAUUUUGUUUUCUUCCAGAGUCAAUGAUGGUAUUUGUGAUUGUUGUGAUGGAAGUGAUGAGUAUGAUGGCCAAGUGUCAUGCCAAAAUACAUGUUGGGAAGCUGGGAAAGCUGCUCGAGAAAAUCUGAAGAAAAAAAUUGAAACAUAUAAUCAAGGGCUUGUAGUAAGGAGACAGGAAAUCGAACAGGCGAAAGUGGGUCUAGAGAAAGAUGCAGCAGAAUUGAAGAAGCUGAAAAGUGAAGAGAAGAUUCUGAAAGGCCUUGUUGAUCAGCUUAAAGAUCGUAAAGAACAAAUUGAGAAGGUAGAGGAGAAGGAGCGUCUACAGAAAGAAAAGGAGGAGAAGGAAAAGAAAGAGGCCGAAUUAGCAGCCCAGCAAGGAAAGGGGGAUGCUGAGGAGAAGACAGAUGACAAUGAAAAAGUUGAAGAAAGCUCACAUGAUGAAGGGGCGCCUGAAGUUUCACAGCACGAUGAAAAUCCCGAUGAGACCACACAUCAUGAUGAGAUUGGUAAUUACAAAGAUUAUCCUUCAGAAGAGGAGCCAGCUGCUGAAGCUGAAGCUAACCCAACAGCAACAAGUAUAUUGGAAGAGGCUACUCACACUCAUCCAGCAGACGAGCAUGUUGUGGAGACGAAGGAGGAAUCUCCCUCAUCUGAGGAUUCCGUCACAGAAGGGUCUCAAAAUGAUGGUAGUACCAAAAAGGAGGAAUCAAACGAGGUUAAGAAAGUGGAGGAUCUUGUAACCGAAAAGAAGGAAGAGUUGUCAAAGGAAGAGUUGGGGCGUCUUGUUGCCUCUCGUUGGACAGGAGAGAAAUCUGAUAAGCCAACUGAGGCAGACGAUAGCCCCAAAGCUGAUGAUCAGGAAAACCAUGAGCACACGCCCACCACUCCACAUGAAGUAGAUGAAGAUGAUGGAUUUGUUUCAGAUGGUGACGAGGAUACCAGCGAUGAUGGGAAAUACAGCGACCAUGAACCCGAAGAUGAUUCCUAUGAAGAGGAGUAUCGCCAUGAUUCUACUUCUUCAUACAAAUCUGAUGCCGAUGAUGAUGUCGAUUUUUCAGAGUCAACUUCAAAUCCUACUUGGUUGGAGAAGAUACAAAAGACUGUCAAGAACAUUUUGCAGGCUGUGAAUUUAUUUCAAACCACCCCAGUGGACAAAUCGGAGGCUGAUCGGGUACGCAAAGAAUACGACGAGUCGAGCUCCAAACUGCACAAAAUACAGUCAAGGAUAUCGAGCUUAGAAAAGAAGCUAAAACAAGACUUUGGACUGGAGAAAGAGUUCUAUUCAUUCCAUGGUCGUUGUUUUGAGAGCAAACAGGGCAAGUAUACUUACAAAGUCUGCGCAUAUAAAGAAGCAACACAAGAGGAGGGCUAUUCGAAAACUCGGUUAGGGGAAUGGGACAAAUUUGAGAACUCUUACCAAUUCAUGUCAUAUACCAACGGAGAUAAAUGCUGGAACGGUCCCGAUAGAAGCCUUAAGGUGAAACUAAGAUGUGGGUUAAAAAAUGAGCUUAUGGAUGUCGAUGAACCAAGCCGUUGCGAAUAUGCGGCGAUCUUAUCUACUCCAGCACGGUGUUUGGAAGACAAACUUAAAGAACUACAACAGAAGCUCGAGAAGUUGAUGAACCAAGACAAACCCCAGAAUCAUGACGAACUCUGAUCAUUUCCAUCUGAAAUAAUUCUUACCGAGAUGCGCACUGCGCUUAGAUUUAUGUCAGUUAGACAGACUAGUAAUCUUGCUCACUCUCAAACGUCAAGAGAGGACUUAAAAAAGAACAGAGAAAAGUUUUGGGUCGGAAGAGAAUGAAGGAUAGGUUCAAGUUUACCUCAUUUGGGUUCAAUGGAAGAUUCUAUAUAUGAAAAGUAUUUAGACAAUGUUCAAACUUUGGUUAAGCACAAAGAAAGAUUCCUCUAUAUAAAAAAACAUGAAGAAGAGCUAAAUCUUUUAAGCUU